Eurytemora carolleeae is the source of this 818-nucleotide messenger RNA. It is a transcript of the gene purple, whose product is annotated as 6-pyruvoyl tetrahydrobiopterin synthase. The record is from RefSeq and is a predicted model, not a curated record. Bases 268 to 741 code for a protein of 157 amino acids. Gene Ontology annotation, molecular function: 6-pyruvoyltetrahydropterin synthase activity. Lineage: Eukaryota; Metazoa; Arthropoda; Copepoda; Calanoida; Temoridae. Gene Ontology annotation, cellular component: mitochondrion. Gene Ontology annotation, biological process: tetrahydrobiopterin biosynthetic process. The transcript is spliced from 6 exons.
UCUUUAUAUUGUGGAAUUUUAAGCACUGUUGUUAAAUUCAUUUUUGUGCUCUUCUUUGGUUAUUACAUUAUUUUAAAGCUGCUUAGUAAAACUACAACAAAAAUUGUCCUCCUCAUUGAAUUUUCCUUUUUUGGUGAUUCGGCCUUAAUUGAUAGGCUUUAUGCGAUUAACCUUGCCUUGUUCCUUGUGAACCUUUGAUGUGAAAAGCGAUGGCUUAAAAAUUAUUUGAACAAUCUCAGCUAUUUUCUGUCAACAUAAUUUUUAUAAAUGUUAACAAAAACAAAUAAGAGAGAUGGUUGGUGUUAUAGGAAACAAGAAAAUAUGACGGUGUAUAUCACUAGACGGGAAUCAUUCAGUGCCGCACAUAGGUUACAUAACCCUGGACUGAGUGCUCAGGAGAACCUGAGAAUAUUUGGGAAAUGUAAUAAUCCUCACGGUCAUGGUCAUAACUACAACCUAGAGGUCACAGUUCGGGGUAAACCUGACAGGGAAACAGGAAUGGUAAUGAAUAUCACUGAUAUUAAAACUAUCUUAAACGAAAAUGUUCUGAACCUGCUAGAUCACAGAAAUAUUGAUAAGGAAGUAGACUGGUUUAAGAAUGGUAGAUGUAGUACUGCAGAGAAUUUGGUCAUUUUUAUUUGGAACCAGAUUCAUCCCCUCAUCCCUCAUCCAGCCGUUCUAGACCAGGUUAAACUCUGGGAAACAGAAAAGAACAUUGCAAUUUAUAGAGGAGAAGAAUGAUCAUUUUGAUACAGGGUGUCCUAAGUAACGUUUUGAUUUGUGAAAAUUUCAUUAAAUAAACUUGUUUAUAUUUAUAC